Molecule: messenger RNA, 596 nt
Organism: Vigna unguiculata (cowpea)
Lineage: Eukaryota; Viridiplantae; Streptophyta; Magnoliopsida; Fabales; Fabaceae
Product: ethylene-responsive transcription factor ERF098 pseudogene
Source: RefSeq, a predicted model, not a curated record
UCUCUCACAGCAUACUGAACAACGUUUGAGUUUCUAUUAAAAGAGGUGUCUGGAAUAAGAUUGUUUCUGUUACCUGGGAAAAUCCGAAGAACAACAUGGAGGAGCGACGUAAAGAGGAGAACGAAAAAGGAGGGGAAGAAGGAAGGUACCGUGGUGUGAGAAGGAGGCCAUGGGGUAAGUUUGGAGCAGAGAUCAGAGACCCAACAAAACCUACGGGAAGACAAUGGUUAGGGACAUUUGACACAGCAGAAGCAGCAGCAAGAGCUUAUGAUCGAGCAGCCAUAGAAUUAAGGGGUGCUCUUGCAAUCCUUAAUUUCCCUGAUGAGUACCAUUCUCAUCUCCCUUUCUUGUCAUCAUCAUCAUCAUCAUCUUCUUCUUCUUCUUCUACCAAUGUCAUCGGAAAUUCUUCUACUGCACAAGGUGAAGUUAUUGAGUUUGAGUAUUUGGAUGACAAGGUAUUGGAAGACCUUCUUGAGUUAGAGGAGAAGAGAAAGAAGAAAGAGUAACAAGAGGUCAACUAUAUUGUGUUCGUGUUUCUCCUACAAUUGUACCCAUUUACUUCUUAGUUUGAAUUAGAUGUAAUGUUAAUUCAACCA